AUGAAACUCAUAAUUGAUGAUCGCGUUCCCGGCGGAACAGUCUCUCCAAGCAACAAAUUAUGGGACUUUGAGAACGGAGACUUGGUUGUCAACGUGAAAAAUGCCCACAAAAGUUACGGAAAAGGAGAAAACCGACAAGUUGUUCUCGAAAAUCUCAGUAUGAAUGUUCCAAAGGGAGUGAUCUACACAUUAAUCGGCGCCUCUGGAUGUGGCAAAACAACGUUACUUUCCGCCAUCAUCGGUCGUCGGAAACUCGAUUGCGGAACAGUUCAGGUACUUGGCGAGACACCCGGCGCUCCUGACUCCACAAUUCCCGGUCCAAAAGUUGGUUAUAUGCCGCAAGAAAUCGCACUUUUCAACCAAUUCAACGUCGAAGAGACACUUUAUUACUACGGUGCACUGAACGGCGUCACGCGUGAAGUAUUAGAAGAGAAAAUUCCGUUUUUCAUGACUUUAAUGCAACUAACAGACUCGAAACAGUUCGCACGAACACUCAGCGGGGGGCAACAACGACGUCUAAGUCUUGCUGCAACUCUCAUUCACGAUCCAGAGUUGCUGAUUCUCGACGAACCCACGGUCGGUAUUGAUCCGUUGUUGCGUGAAAAAAUUUGGGAUUACUUGGCGAAUUUGUGUCACAUGAAAUAUCGCACGAUAAUCAUUUCCACGCAUUACAUCGAGGAAGCCCAAAAAGCGGAUUGUGUUGCCAUGAUGAGAAAAGGAGUCUUGAUCGCUGAAGCAGAUCGCGCCUAUUUGCAAGAGAAGCACGACGAGUACAGUUUGGAGCGAAUUUUCCUGAAUCUCGCUAAAGAUCAAGAUUGUGCAAAGCAGUUGAUGUAUAGUGCAAAAGUACCAAACACCGUCGCCAAUUUACCGGAAAGCACAAAGUUACCAAAGAAAGAAGAUGUGCCACUAAAGACACGGCUCAAGCACGCGGUCAAUCGCGAUCACGUUAAUGUGCUGCUAAGACGUAAUUUUUUAUUUAUUUUAAGAAGUUUAGGUGUAAUGGGAAUGAUUUUGGCAGGCUACACAGCGAUUGUUUUGUGUUUCUGCCUCGCCAUCGGCGGUAUUCCGGGUAAUUUAGGUGUAGCAGUAGCCAAUUACGAGAUAAGUGAGGUCGAUAGAAUGGCGGGUUUCUGUCCAGUUGUUAGUCAAAAUUGCACGUACGAGCUGCUGAGUUGUCGAUAUCUGUCAAUUUUAUCGGAAAAAACGAAAUUAAUUUACGUGCAAACAGAGGAAGAAGCGUAUGAUCAAGUUAAAAAAGGAAAAGCUUGGGUUGCAAUGGUCUUUACAAGUAACUAUUCAGCUGCUUAUGAGACGAAAUUGAAUGAUCAAGGAUACUCUGAUGAUUGGACUGUCUUCAAUUCUGACAUCCAAACACGAUGGGAUGGAACAUGUCUUCCUUUGUUCAACAUGCUCAAACGCAAGGUUCUAGAUUCGUAUUUCCAAUUCACGAGAGAGCUGUCAGAGGAAUGCGGAACAAAUCCUCGGGUCGACAGUGUUCCCAUAAGAUUCAAUAAACCUGUUUAUGGCGCCGCAAUUCACAAUUUUCGUGAUUUUCCUGCUCCUGGAUUCAUUUUGACCAAUAUUUUCUUCUUCGCCGUUGCUUCUGCUGCCUCUGCACUGAUAGCGGAUAAAGCAACGAACUGCAUGGAGAGAUCUUUCGCCAAUGGAAUCACUGAAUUGGAGAAUUUAUUGUCACAUUUCAUGCCACAAUUGAUACUCGUUGUCUUACAAACCUCGAUGAUUCUGAUAUUUGGAUUUAAAGUGUUUGGAUUGACGAUUAAUGGACCCUUAGGGCUUGUUGGAGUGCUGAUGUUGUUGUCCGGUAUUUGCGGAAUUGCUUUUGGUAAGAAUUUUUUUAACAAUAUUUCAUCCUGA
Molecule: messenger RNA, 1878 nt
Organism: Culicoides brevitarsis
Lineage: Eukaryota; Metazoa; Arthropoda; Insecta; Diptera; Ceratopogonidae
Product: ABC transporter G family member 23-like
Exons: 7
Coding region: 1-1878 (625 amino acids)
Cellular component (GO): membrane
Molecular function (GO): ATP binding; ABC-type transporter activity; ATP hydrolysis activity
Source: RefSeq, a predicted model, not a curated record